Exophiala xenobiotica is the source of this 980-nucleotide messenger RNA. RefSeq lists its product as uncharacterized. The record is from RefSeq and is a predicted model, not a curated record. Lineage: Eukaryota; Fungi; Ascomycota; Eurotiomycetes; Chaetothyriales; Herpotrichiellaceae. Bases 196 to 639 code for a protein of 147 amino acids. The transcript is spliced from 2 exons.
AUCCAUCCUCUAUGUCAGGAGAUGAGGAUGGAGUCGGGUCAUUGGGCGCAUCAUGGCGCAUCAUGGCGCCAUAACGAUAAGUCCCCUUCUUCCACGGUCUCCAAGCGUAAGGUGGGCAGGGCAGUACAAUAUCCCUUCCUGACGUCGUAAUCGGAGUCUUGGAAUCUCAUAACCUCAUGCGACACCAUAUAGCAGAUGAUGCGUCUGGCAAGGCCGGUCAGUCGACUUUCAAACAAUGGGAAUUGCUUGACGACAGCCAACAACCUCUCUGCCAAGCCCGCAGGACGGCGCAGCACGCUCACAUCCUUCGACAAUCUCAAGCGUGACAACUACUCAAACACCACGCUCGCGCGAUAUUCGACUCUGCUAUACUCAACGUCUCGGCCUGCCACCGCUCCUCAGGACUCGGCGCAUCGCCGGGACGAUGUGCGCGAUAAAGGUCACCGCUCUAGACUCCCAGUGACAUCUUCGUCCCUAUCGCCCUGGUCCUCUAUAUAUACCACAGCCCGCCUUUGCGUUGAUCCGUGGCCGAUGAAGCUCCUGAGGGAAGGUCCAGCUCAAUCUUCGCUCUGGCAUACGCCUCGCCGAAUCAUCCACAGCCACGACAGGUCGAAUCAGAGCGCUCUAGACGAAAGAUGACUGCACAUCCAGACCAGCCGCAAUGAUGAAUAACCUCCAGAUUGACAUGGCCGCAAGUAUAUAGUACACGUUUCUUCACGCACAUUCCUGCGGCUGAUUGUUGGUGCCUGGAAGCAAAGGAGAUUUGGUAUAUAUCAUUGCUGACUCUUUUAAUGAAGAUACUCAGGCCGUCAUGCUGUUGAGAGAUGUGUUUUCUUCUUAAAGCCAGAAACGUGCUUGGCCUGACUCGGACUGGAAGGCUGACAGACCCGGGCAGUCUGGGAACAGCAGAUCGAUGCGCGGACAGCUUGUUGUACGUAGAUUGGGAGUAGUUUAUGCUCGUAUAAGCUGAGUCUGUGCCG